Molecule: messenger RNA, 573 nt
Organism: Leptidea sinapis
Lineage: Eukaryota; Metazoa; Arthropoda; Insecta; Lepidoptera; Pieridae
Gene: Y-y
Product: protein yellow-like
Exons: 1
Coding region: 1-573 (190 amino acids)
Cellular component (GO): extracellular region
Source: RefSeq, a predicted model, not a curated record
AUGGAUGAAUCCGGUAUCCAACUUUACAGUUUAAUAGACCAGAAUGCAAUUGGCUGCUGGAAUACACGUCUACCAUUAAAACCACAAAAUACUGCUAUAGCGGAUAAAGAUGACGUAGGUCUUGUUUUUCCAAGUGACGUUAAGAUUGAUCGCGGUGGAAACGUCUGGGUUAUGUCUGACCGGAUGGCUGUAUUUUUGGAGUCAGAAUUGGAUUACAGUGACAUCAACUUCAGAGUCUACACUGGACAGUUAGAUACCCUGACUAAAGGAACAGUGUGUGAGGCUCCUCAGCUUAAAAAAGUGAAUACUAUACCGUACCAGGAUCCUAAUCCGCCACAGGUCUUUCAGAAUUAUGAAAAUCUACCCCGUAAUCCACAACAAAUUACUCUAGUUGGAUUGCCUUCACCGUAUAAUCCCCAAUUCGGUUCAUUAGAUACUCAAAAUGUUAUACCGAGAGUCCAAAAUCAAGCAGUAAGCCGAGUACGUAAUCCCCAAUCCUAUAUCAUCUCUGCAACACGACCCCCAAUAAGCCGAGGACCCUGGUGGGUGAAAGAUUACCAGGUUUAUGAAUAG